This is a messenger RNA of Phalacrocorax carbo (great cormorant), 1083 nucleotides long. NCBI's taxonomy places the organism in Eukaryota, Metazoa, Chordata, Aves, Suliformes, Phalacrocoracidae. The record is from RefSeq and is a predicted model, not a curated record.
GCUUCUGUGGUUUGGCUUCACCUUGGGGCAGCCCCACGAGGUCCCAGCUCAGUAUAUACCCAGCUGCCCGCCAGCCCCCCAGCUCAUGCUGAGCCCACCGGAGCAGCACACACCACAGCAGCAAGAUGCUGGUGCUGUUGGGUCUGCUGCUGUUCCUGACUCCUGCAGAUGCUCUGACUGCCUUCCCCCCGAAGUAUCAGGUGGGGAAACUGAAUGGGGACGUGGUGUUGAAAUGCAACACCUCGGAGCAGCAAGUGACCUGGACACAGAAUGGGGAGACGGAGCCCAUGGCCGAGGUCGUGGCCAGUGGACAGACUCUCACCAUCCAUGGCUUGGACAUGCCAGCCACGGGCAACUACAGCUGCUGGGCCGGCAACGUCCUGCUGGACUCCACCUACGUGGUGGUCAGCAGCACCCGCGAGGAGCAGAUGAACAUCUCCUGCCAGGCUGAGUCCUACCAAGGCUCCUUCCACUGCUCCUGGAUCAGCGACCACUCUGCCAUCUUCCGUGCCCGCCUCACACACAGUGAUGGCUCCUUGGGGGAGUGGGUGCUGGUGGCCGGCCACCGCGGCCAGUUCAGUGUCAGCUUUGUGGACGCCUCCUUCUGCCCCUUCGCUGAGGAGCUGCACCCACUGCAACUGCAGCUGGAGGGGCUCUCGAACACCUCCCACAUCAACUUCUCCAUCCCCUUCUUCGUCCGUGACAUCGUGCGGCCCAACCCACCACAGGGGCUGACCGUGCAGCGGCAGGGGGACCAGCUCCACCUGGCCUGGGCCCCCCCGGCUUCCUGGCCACUCCCCAAGUCCUACUUCACUCUGCUUUACUGGCUGCAGUAUGAACUCCCCAACGGCACCCAGGUUGACAAGUACAUGGAGGACGCAGAGGUGUGGCUGCAGGAGCGCGUACAGCGGGUGCGCAUCAGCUGCCAGGACCCCUACGCCAGCCACGCCUGGAGCCCCUGGAGCGCCUGGCAGGACAUCGAUGCAGCCCAGAAGCACCGGCUCAGAGUCCACUGACCGUGUGCACGGACACCCCCUUCCCCCUCGCACCCAUCCCCUACCCCGCUGCACCUCCAUGAGCACA